Oncorhynchus gorbuscha (pink salmon) is the source of this 3944-nucleotide messenger RNA. Its product is annotated as high-affinity choline transporter 1-like. Lineage: Eukaryota; Metazoa; Chordata; Actinopteri; Salmoniformes; Salmonidae. The transcript is spliced from 9 exons. Gene Ontology annotation, molecular function: choline:sodium symporter activity. Gene Ontology annotation, cellular component: plasma membrane; axon; dendrite. Bases 193 to 1971 code for a protein of 592 amino acids. The record is from RefSeq and is a predicted model, not a curated record. Gene Ontology annotation, biological process: transmembrane transport; neuromuscular synaptic transmission; synaptic transmission, cholinergic.
AGUCGAUCAUUACUUAGUUUUCAAGCAGGGUACCGGAGGAUAACGCCCUGGCCAGUGUCUAUCUGUACAUCCGUUCCUUGAGAAGCGGCUUUCACCUCAAGUGUCCGGUAGAACCAAGAGACAUUUCAGGUCUCAAUGCCACCCGGUUUCUAGCGAAGACACGCGGCUCAACUCGAGCUAAAACAAGACAAGAUGACCGGUAUCCACGUGGAGGGACUGGCGGCGAUCGUCCUCUUCUACGUUCUGAUCCUUGCGGUGGGGAUCUGGGCAGCGUGGAAGAACAAACACGCCGGGGAGGCGGAGGGCACAGACCGCAGUGAAACCAUCAUGGUCGGUGGAAGGGACAUUGGUUUAUUUGUUGGUGGUUUCACCAUGACCGCGACCUGGGUUGGUGGCGGAUAUAUAAACGGAACGGCGGAGUACGUCUAUCUUCCUGGGUACGGCUUGGCUUGGGCACAAGCGCCUUUUGGAUAUGCGCUAAGUCUCAUCGUAGGGGGUCUGUUCUUCGCCAAGCCCAUGCGCUCCAGAGGUUACGUUACCAUGCUGGACCCUUUCCAGCAGAAGUACGGGAAGAGGAUGGGCGGUCUGCUCUUCAUACCUGCUCUAAUGGGAGAGAUCUUCUGGUCGGCGGCCAUUUUAUCUGCUCUGGGAGCCACGCUGAGUGUGAUCAUAGACAUAAAUAUCAAGAUGUCUGUGGUGAUCUCUGCCUGUAUUGCGAUCUUCUACACGUUAGUCGGAGGUCUGUAUUCUGUAGCCUACACCGACGUGGUGCAACUCUUCUGUAUCUUCCUGGGACUGUGGGUUUCAGUGCCCUUCGCUCUGAACAACCCAGCGGUGUCGGACAUCAAGAUCAGUGCAGUGAAGGAGAUCUACCAAGCUCCCUGGAUGGGAAACAUCAAGACAGAAGACACCUGGGUCUGGAUAGACAACUUCUGUCUGCUGAUGUUGGGGGGGAUUCCCUGGCAGGUAUAUUUUCAACGGGUUCUCUCUGCCUCUUCAGCUACUUACGCCCAGGUGCUCUCGUUCAUCGCCGCUGCAGGGUGCCUGGUCAUGGCCGUGCCCUCAGUAAUGAUCGGGGCUAUAGGGGCCUCCACAGACUGGAACCAGACGGCGUAUGGACCUGUACCUCCCAAGGAGAGGGACCAGGCAGACAUGAUAUUACCCAUAGUCCUCCAGUACCUCUGUCCUCCCUUCGUCUCCUUCUUCGGCCUGGGGGCGGUCUCUGCUGCCGUGAUGUCAUCCGCCGACUCCUCCAUCCUAUCAGCUAGCUCCAUGUUCGCUCGGAACAUCUACCAGCUGGCUUUCCGCCAAUCGGCAUCGGACACCGAGAUCGUGUGGGUGAUGCGUGUCACCAUCUUUGUGUUCGGCGGCCUGGCCACGGCGAUGGCGUUGCUAACGGGGACGGUGUACGGGCUGUGGUACCUGAGCUCCGACCUGGUCUACGUUAUCAUCUUCCCUCAGCUCAUCUCCGUUCUCUUCGUCAAGGGGACCAACACGUACGGCUCCGUCGCCGCUUACGUCUUCGGUCUGAUCCUGCGGAUCGGAGGAGGGGAACCCUACCUCUCACUACCCCCCUUCAUCUACUACCCCGGCUGGCAGAUAGAGGACCGGAUCCAUCAUCUGACUGGAGAGGUGGAACACAUUGUGGUGCAGAAGUUCCCGUUUAAGACCAUCUCCAUGUUGGCCUCCUUCCUGGGCAACGUGGCUUUCUCCUACCUGGCUAAGUAUCUGUUUGAGAGCGGCAAGUUGUUGCCCAAGUAUGACUUCCUGGACGCGGUGUUGGCCCAGCACAGCAUAGAGAACAUGGACAAGACCACGUUGGUCAACCGUAACACCAUCGCGCUGUCUGAGAUGGCGACUGUCAAACCACGACUCAGCGUUCAACUGGCGGCUGCGUUCACUCGCAGAGACACUCUGGCUGAGGAGGACUCGAGUCCCGAAGACAGCCCCAACCACGAGACCCUGGACUAAACCCCGGAUCUUGAACCCGGAACGUAAAGAGACUAAAGAGAGGACUGAAAUGACGGAGACUGAAAUACACAUUUUGACUCGUUUGAUAUUUAACCACUUUGAUUUGAUCCCCAUCACGGCCAAGUGAGUUAUGGAGAUGGAACAGAAUAGAUGGCACGGAGAUAAGAGGACAUUAUGGAGAUGGAACAGAAUAAAUGGCACGGAGAUAAGAGGACAUUAUGAAGAUGGAACAGAAUCGAUGGCACGGAGAUAAGAGGACAUUAUGGAGAUGGAACAGAAUAAAUGGCACGGAGAUAAGAGGACAUUAUGGAGAUGGAACAGCAUAGAUGGCACGGAGAUAAGAGGACAUCAUGAAGAUGGAACAGAAUAAAUGGCACGGAGAUAAGAGGACAUCAUUGGCCCAGUGUCCUUGACAUAAGAGACCAGACUAAUGUUGCUGCUGAAUGUGUGUCACCAGUGGAGAACGGACCGCCAUGUUGGUACGUAAUCAGACCUGAACUCUCUCUCCCUGGUCUCAGUCUGUGAUGAAAUGACCGCGGGUGAUAAAAGCAGCAAUCCUAUUGGACAUGAACAGAGACUUUUUUUAAAAAAAACUAAGUUUUUGAUCCAAUAGAAUUGGUUUUGAGCCAAAAAUGGACAGGCAGUUCUGAGUUUAAAGAUUGAAAUAGUUUGUCACUGUUAUUUUAGUUACAAACAGCAACACUUACAUCUUUACUUUGACUGAUGAAUUAAGUUUUGGUCUGAAUGGGAAUUGUAAUGUUCUGAGACGUAUCGUAGAAAGAUAAACAUCUCUAAUCACAUAAGCAGACGGACAAUAAUCAAUACAGGACUACUGGGUUAUUACUAAAGGCCUGUCUAUAUACAGCCCUACUGGGUUAUUACUAAAGGAACUACUGGGUUAUAACUAAAGGAACUACUGGGUUAUAACUAAAGGAACUACUGGGUUAUAACUAAAGGAACUACUGGGUUAUAACUAAAGGCCCUACUGGGUUAUUACUAAAGGCCCUACUGGGUUAUUACUAAAGGAACUACUGGGUUAUAACUAAAGGCCCUACUGGGUUAUUACUAAAGGCCUGUCUGUAUACAGCCCUACUGGGUUAUUACUAAAGGAACUACUGGGUUAUUACUAAAGGCCUGUCUAUAUACAGCCCUACUGGGUUAUUACUAAAGGCCCUACUGGGUUAUAACUAAAGGAACUACUGGGUUAUUACUAAAGGCCCUACUGGGUUAUUACUAAAGGAACUACUGGGUUAUUACUAAAGGAACUACUGGGUUAUUACUAAAGGCCUGUCUAUAUACAGCCCUACUGGGUUAUUACUAAAGGAACUACUGGGUUAUAACUAAAGGCCUUACUGGGUUAUUACUAAAGGGCCUACUGGGUUAUAACUAAAGGCCCUACUGGGUUAUAACUAAAGGCCCUACUGGGUUAUUACUAAAGGCCCUACUGGGUUAUUACUAAAGGCCCUACUGGGUUAUAACUAAAGUCCCUACUGGGUUAUUACUAAAGGCCUGUCUAUAUACAGCCCUACUGGGUUAUUACUAAAGGAACUACUGGGUUAUUACUAAAGGCCUGUCUAUAUACAGCCCUACUGGGUUAUUACUAAAGGCCUGUCUAUAUACAGUCCUACUGGGUUAUUACUAAAGGGCCUACUGGGUUAUUACUAAAGGCCCUACUGGGUUAUUACUAAAGUCCCUACUGGGUUAUUACUAAAGUCCCUACUGGGUUAUUACUAAAGGCCCUACUGGGUUAUUACUAAAGGCCUGUCUAUAUACAGCCCUACUGGGUUAUUACUAAAGGCCCUACUGGGUUAUUACUAAAGGCCAUACUGGGUUAUUACUAAAGGCCCUACUGGGUUAUUACUAAAGGCCCUACUGGGUUAUUACUAAAGGCCCUACUGGGUUAUUACUAAAGGCCCUACUGGGUUAUUACUAAAGGCCUGUCUAUAUACAGCCCUACUGGGUUAUUACUAAAG